CCGGGCAUCUGCGGAAGUGGAGACCCGUGGGCGGGCGGCUGAUACAGGACUGAAGGCUGUGGAACUGUAAUUUGUGCGACAUCAGGUGGCUUUUUUGGAAGCUGACAUUUAUGAUUCCAGAAAUUUGAGGCAGAUAGGAAACCCCCUCUGAGAGUUUACCAGAACUCUCCAACAACAAAUUGCAUCAUGGACGACAAGCUGGACCCUCUCCGAGACGAUCUGCCUCUCAUGGCCAACACCAGCCACAUUCUUGUGAAGCACUACGUAUUGGAUUUGGACGUACAUUUUGAAACUCGCACCAUUGAGGGCUCCAUUGUGCUUUUUUUUGAGCCUGGAAACAGACCCAGGAAACCAAGUAGUCCCUCUGAGGAAGCUGUCCCAUCGAAGUCAAACAAAAGCCAUGAAUUUAGGACACCAGAACCCUGCCAUGCUCCUGUGACAAACACAAGGACCUUCUCAUAUAAAACAGGAUGUAAUGAUUUUGAAAUCUGUGGUAAAGGUAAAAAAGAGACUUUUUCUGAUAGAGAUGGUAACCAUGACAACCAGCAACAGACUUCUGGGAUUUCUGGUUCAAAGUGCUGCUGUGACACAGGGCAUCAUGGGAGUGCGGAUUUUGUGCUGGUGUUGGACUGCUGUGAUUUGUCUGUUUUAAAGGUUGAGGAGGUGGAUGUUGCUGCUGUGGCAGGUAUUGAAAGAUUGACAAGGUCUCCUCAGCUUGUUUCUGAGGAGCGCAGGAAUUGGAUUAUCCGUGAACUCAUGUCUCUGCCUGCAGAUCGUUGGAGGGAGCAGUUAGACUAUUAUGCUCACUGCAGCCAGGCUCCUGGCUGUGGGGAGCUCCUGUUUGCCACCGACAUGUGGAGCUUGCAGAUCAGGAAGACAGGGGUACCGACAGCGACUGAUUUUCCUCGUGCCAUAAGGAUCUGGUACAGAACCAAACCUGAGGGGAGAUCUGUUACCUGGACCUCAGACCAGAGUGGCAGGCCGUGUGUUUAUACUAUGGGAUCCCCCAUAAACAACAGGGCCCUUUUUCCAUGCCAGGAGCCACCCGUUGCCAUGUCAACAUGGCAGGCUACAGUCCGAGCAGCUGCAUCUCUUGUUGUUUUAAUGAGUGGGGAAAAUUCUGCCAAGCCAACACAGCUUCGGGAAGGAUGCUCAAGCUGGCACUACUACGUUACCAUGCCGAUGCCAGCCUCCACCUUCACAAUUGCAGUGGGAUCUUGGGCAGAAAUUCAUCCAGGGGCCUGCUCAUCAAAUGAUGUGGCCACGGAAACAGCCUACCCAUCCAAGGCUGACUUCAGCUAUACUGCUGUCUGUGGUCACCUGGACUAUCCCUGCCGCUUCCAGAAUGCUUCCGCUACCACUCAGAACGUCAUUCCUCAUCGGGUCUUCGCCCCAGUGUGUCUCAGAGACGUCUGUCAAGAGACCCUUCUGCGACUGGCUCCCCAUUGCCUCUCUGCAGCGCAUUCUAUUCUGGGAACUCACCCGUUCUCCAGGCUGGACGUACUCAUCAUCCCUGCCAACUUCCCGAGUCUGGGCAUGGCCAGCCCACACCUCAUCUUCCUCUCCCAGAGUGCUUUGACUGGAAGCAGCCACCUCUGCGGGACCCGGCUGUGCCAUGAGAUUGCUCACUCCUGGUUUGGUCUGGCCAUCGGGGCCCGAGACUGGACUGAGGAGUGGCUCAGUGAAGGGUUUGCCACUUACUUGGAAGACGUCUUUUGGGCUGAAGCACAACAGCUGGCCCCACUGGAGGCCCAGGAGCAACAAGAGCUGCGGGCCUGCUUGCGCUGGCGCCGCCUCCAAGAAGAGGUGCAGAACUCAGCAGAAGAGUUGCAAGUGCUCAGACCAAACAAAGAGAAAACUGGGCACACAAGUGAUGUGGGAGCAUCUGUUAUCAGACAUGGACUCAAUCCAGAGAAGACUUUCAUGCAGGUUCACUAUUUAAAGGGCUAUUUCCUUCUUCGAUUCCUUGCCAAAAGAGUUGGAGAGGAAAUCUAUUUUUCAUGUUUAAGGACGUUUGUGCACACAUUUCAUGGACAGUUGAUUCUUUCCCAGGAUUUCCUUCGAAUGCUGUUGGAGUACAUCCCAGAAGGAAAAAGGCUUGAGUUGUCUGUUGAAAACAUUUUCCAAGACUGGCUCGAGAGCUCCGGAAUACCGCAGCCCCUGACAAGAGAGAGAAAGGCCCUCAAGGAUGGAUUGAAGCAGCAAGUAGUAACUCAGAUCACGAAAUGGAUUCGCGUGAACCGGAGACCCAGUAAACGAAAACGAAGAGAGAAGAGGGAAGUGUUUGAAAAGCUUCUUCCAGACCAGCUGGUCUUACUCCUGGAGCACCUCUUGGAGCAGAAGUCCCUGCACCCGAGAACCCUGCAAAGUCUCCAGCGGACAUACAAUCUCCCCAAGCAGGAUGCAGAGGUUCGCCAUCGGUGGUGUGAGCUCAUUGUCAAGCACAAGUACACACGAGGCUACGGACAGGUGGAGGACUUCCUGCAGGGGGACCAGGGCAUGGGCGUCUACCUCUAUGGGGAGCUGAUGGUGAGUGAGGACUCAGAGCAGCAACAACUGGCCCGCAGGUGCUUCGAGCUGACCAGGGCGCAGAUGGACAGAGCCUCUGCCCAGGUGGUGGCUGAGAUGCUGUUUUGAAGAGGAAAGACCACACAGAGAUUCUCUUUCAUACGUCUACCCCCAGCCCUGAUGGGAGCAGGUUGCACUGACCCUGGACAUUCAAGGAAGGAUUGUGUGACUGCUAAAGCCAUCAGCCACGCUGCUGUCAUGGGUCCCUCCUGCCCAGAGGCUGCUUCAAGCAAGCACUUCAAAUCCACGGCACCAGCUCCCACUUGGGCUGUGGGGGCUUGGCCCCCGCCCGGGACUUGCAUCUUGAGAUUUCACAUGUGAACGGGAUCUCUUUUGAGUUGGGGCAUUGCUUUCACGUACAUGAUGGAAGAUUGCGGAGACAGGUCCCAAAACCUGCUGAAGAUUUCUCAUUGAGCCCCGCAGCCUGGAGCGCCAAGUGGGUGUGUGUCACGCCCCUGGCCCAGGGUCAGUGCAACAGAGGGAUUCUGCAGCAUUCGCUCGAACGUUGGAGACAUGAGUUUCUAUGGUACUAGUACAUAUUUAGAAACGGGCAGGCAUUAAAGGUGAAGUGUACCUUUU
Molecule: messenger RNA, 3147 nt
Organism: Echinops telfairi (small Madagascar hedgehog)
Lineage: Eukaryota; Metazoa; Chordata; Mammalia; Afrosoricida; Tenrecidae
Gene: AOPEP
Product: aminopeptidase O (putative)
Exons: 19
Coding region: 187-2637 (816 amino acids)
Cellular component (GO): nucleolus
Molecular function (GO): metalloaminopeptidase activity; zinc ion binding
Source: RefSeq, a predicted model, not a curated record